This is a messenger RNA of Galleria mellonella (greater wax moth), 6475 nucleotides long. RefSeq names its product EH domain-containing protein 1 (gene Past1). Bases 184 to 1782 code for a protein of 532 amino acids. Gene Ontology annotation, biological process: endocytosis; endosomal transport. The transcript has 3 exons. Lineage: Eukaryota; Metazoa; Arthropoda; Insecta; Lepidoptera; Pyralidae. Gene Ontology annotation, cellular component: plasma membrane; cytoplasm. The record is from RefSeq and is a predicted model, not a curated record. Gene Ontology annotation, molecular function: calcium ion binding; GTP binding; protein binding.
ACGGGUCGUCACGCUCUUCACGUCAUUCUCAUUUCAUGUCUCAUUCAUUUCAUAUUGGCGGUGUAGGAUGAUCGUGGUUUUCUCUUAUAAAUUGCAAAAAUAUUGUUGUUAAAAGUGGUGCAGUGAGUGAAUCGGUGUCUGUGUUAUUAAUAAUAAUCAAACGGAGAACAUAUUGUGGUAACCAUGUUUAGUUGGCUAAAAAAGGAAGGGGAGAAGACGGACAGCAUUGAUAAUGUAGUGGAAGGGUUAAAAAAGAUAUACAGAACAAAACUUUUACCACUGGAACAGCAUUAUCAGUUCCACGACUUCCACUCGCCACAGCUAGAGGAGCCUGACUUCGAUGCGAAGCCGAUGAUACUCCUCGUAGGUCAAUACUCGACCGGUAAAACUACUUUUAUCAAAUACCUCCUAGAGAGAGACUUUCCUGGCAUACGGAUCGGUCCAGAGCCAACGACAGAUAGGUUUAUUGCGGUUAUGUACGAUGAAAAAGAAGGCGUUAUUCCCGGCAAUGCUCUUGUAGUCGAUCCAAAGAAACAGUUCCGGCCUUUGAGUAAAUUUGGGAACGCCUUCCUAAAUCGAUUUCAGUGUUCUACCGUUGCCUCACCGGUACUCCGGGGCAUAUCGAUAGUAGACACACCUGGUAUUCUAUCCGGUGAGAAGCAGAGAGUUGACAGAGGGUACGAUUUCACUGGCGUGUUAGAAUGGUUCGCAGAGCGUGUCGAUCGUAUCAUCCUGCUAUUUGACGCCCACAAACUCGACAUAUCAGAUGAGUUCAGACGCAGUAUCGAAGCUCUGAGGGGCCACGAUGACAAAAUCAGAAUAGUACUCAAUAAAGCUGAUAUGAUUGACCAUCAACAGUUGAUGAGAGUGUAUGGUGCUCUCAUGUGGUCUCUUGGGAAAGUCCUUCAGACACCAGAAGUAGCCCGUGUGUAUAUUGGCUCAUUUUGGGACCAACCCCUCCGUUAUGAUGUGAAUAGGAGAUUAUUUGAGGAUGAAGAGCAAGAUCUCUUUAGAGACAUGCAAUCCUUGCCACGAAAUGCGGCGUUACGUAAAUUAAACGAUCUGAUAAAGAGGGCGCGGCUUGCUAAGGUGCAUGCCUACAUAGUCAGUGAGUUGAGGAAAGAAAUGCCAUCGAUGUUUGGCAAGGAUGGUAAGAAGAAAGAGCUCAUUAAGAACUUGGGGCAGAUUUAUGAUCGCAUUCAGAAGGAGCAACAAAUUUCCCCUGGCGAUUUCCCUGAUGUUAAGAAGAUGCAGGAGACUCUAGCAAACCAUGACUUCACAAAGUUCCACACAUUGAAACCUAAACUACUGGAGGUGGUGGACAACAUGCUCGCCACAGACAUUGCUCGGCUUAUGGACAUGAUACCGCAGGAAGAUGUCAAUGUAGUCACAGAACCACUAAUAAAGGGUGGUGCAUUCGAAGGCGUAGAAGAUCAAGUCUCACCUUUCGGUUAUGGCAGAGGCGAGGGUGUUGACGCUGGGCACGGCGACCCUGAGUGGAUAUGCAGUAAAGAGAAGCCGAAAUACGACGAAAUAUUCAGGACCCUCAACCCUAUCGAUGGAAAAAUCACCGGAGCUGCGGCCAAGACGGAGAUGGUGAAAUCGAAGCUACCCAAUUCCGUACUCGGUAAGAUUUGGAAGCUUUCUGACAUUGAUAGCGAUGGUUUCCUGGACGAAGAGGAGUUUGCGCUGGCGAUGCACCUCAUCAGGGUGAAGACCGAUGGGCAUGACUUACCUUCGGAGUUACCACCCCAUCUCGUACCUCCAUCAAAGCGUAAUUGAAGUUUAAACACCAUCAGAGCGGCAUAACACCACUAUACGACUGUUAUACAAGCUUAAACAUCUUUAUACGCAAGUUGUCUAAUUUCAGAUAUUCCAAGGAAAGACAUUGUAGAUUGUAAAUGUGCUGUCGUUCAUUUCAUAGCGUCUUGCGUCUCAUGUAACAUUUGGACAGGCUCAGUAUAAGUUUUUUUUUAGCUGUUUAUAUAUACAGCAUAUCCACAAAUACUUAGUAAAAGUGGGUCGAGAGAAAUUCUUUGUACUAAGCCCUUGUAAAAAAAAAAAUCAUGCGCAUUUACCAUUAUAAGUUGUCAGCGAUUAAUUGCUUUAUUUAUUAAAAGUGUGGAAACAGCAGAAGUAAUGUAUGACUGACACGUUUUUAGUAUUUCAUAAUCAUUGCAUGAUGUUUUAAAAUUCGAAGUGUAUCAAAUAAUUUAUUGUUGUGGAGCAAACUUAUAUAAUCACUUUUAAAAAAAGUAAGAGCUUGCUAGGUCGUACUGUAGACGUCUAUGACCUUAUAUAACCGGUUGCUUAAAAACUGAUCGUUACUGAUUUCGAUGAUAACAUUUUUCUUUUUUUUUUUUGUAUUUGAUAAAAAAGUCGUGUUGUUUUUUUUUUAAUUGAGAAUGUUUGAAUUGUUCUAAAUACCUAAUAAAAUUAAUUUUAUAUUGAGAUAGAUAAGUUAUGGCUAUACAUCGCUAAUAUGCCGCUCCGAGGCUGGUCGAGUAUAAAUAAAUAUAAUGCAAUUACAAAGGAGCAAAGUUCCGUUGACUGAUGAUAAUAUUUUAAUGUGGGCAUAAUACAAAAGUCAAGCGUAAUUCUCAGAACAAAAAUAGAAAGGAAUAGAACGUAAGAAGCAGUGUUGCCAAUUUAGCACUUUCGUGAUAAGAUUUAACUAAUGUUUCACAUUUAGUUACUUAUAUUUUCAUUUAGCUCCUAGCUCCAAAUCUAGCUCUGAAUGAAGUUCCAUCGAAACAAGUGAAAAGUUUUAACUAAAAAAACCUUGAUCUCUUAUGAGUUUGGUACAAGUAAAUUUAUCCUAUAAUGGUAUUAUUCUAUAGAUAAUAAUUCAGCCUAAUUUGGGAUAUUCUGUAGUUGGCAAUACUGGUACAGAGUCCAGGCGAGUUUCAUAUAGUCAGUGUUUAAAAUAUAAAUUAAAAAAUAAUAUGAAAUAUUGUAUAUUGAAAGUUAAUUAUAAUGUAAAUAACAUGCAAUAUUAUGUCUGUUGUCAACGUCUUAUAUGCUUGCGUAUGCGAUUUGCAAUUUGCAUUAUGCAUUAUGCGAUUAAGAUUGCAAGGUCAUAUUACCAUGCACUAUGUGAUUCUUAUUUCUCUCUUAAGAUUGCCAACUAGAUGAACUCUGGUGGACUCUGUAUAAACAUUUGAUUGUGAUGAAAUGUAAUUUGUUAUAAAUGGUUGAUAAAGGGGGUUCAAACGAGGUAUUUAUUGUAUAACUAAUAGAAGCUCUAAAUUUAUAUUUUCUAUUAUUGAAUAUUUAAAAAAAAAAAUUAGACUAGAAAAAUCAUCGAAAUUAAAUAAUUUUUUUAUUGUAUUUGGUUUCCUCAACACACUUAUGCUCGAUUUAAAAUAUUGUAAAGGCGUUAUGUAACGUGGUGAAUUUAUAAUACGAAACUAUGCGUAAUUUUUUUUAUAAGAUCACUAAAUUCACAAUAUGCACUGUUAGUAACACGAUAAAUGCAUUACCAUAAAUGUUAUAUGUUGUUCUAUAGUUGAAGAAAAAAAUGGCAAUAUAUUUAAUUAGCCCAAUUCUAUAUUCAGUUACUUUUUUGUUCAUAAGUCCAUAUCUUCUGGGAGGACGAUGACACUCCAUUGAUUUGCUGGCGUCCAUAACACGAAUAAUUGUCAUCAGGCGGGCCGCAUGCUUGUAUGUCACCUCAGGGAAAAUUUAGGAAGUAAUUCACAUUCGAAAAACGAGUAUUAUACAACCAUGAGAAUUAACAUUGUUGAUGUUAUAACAACUCGGGUUGUACAAUAUAUGCAACGAAAUCGCCCCGAUGAACGAGAAGUGUCACAGAUCCGUAUUAAUAAAUCAAUUUUAUGUUGUGAGCUGUCUUGAGCGAGCAUUGAAGAUGUUAUGUUGAUUAAUAAAUAUUACUUGAAAGUUAAAAACGCAUAAAUAAAACUCAGUGAUGGUUUGGAUCGUCUAGUACCUACUGUCGUCUAUCCAGAGUGCGGUUCGUUCGUAACUUGAGAUCUGUAACAAUAUGGCGGGAAACUGAUAAUUUUUUUUUAUUAUUGUGAGACUCCAUUACUGAGCAAAGGUUUCUUCCUAUUAUGCCAUAUAGUUAGAUCAACACAGAAAAGCUUAAAAUGAAUAAAUUUGCUCACUUGUAUUCGACAUAAGUCUAUACGCUAUUCAGAUUUAUUAAUACGGGCCUCAUCAGUACGCAAGAAAUAGUUUUGAGUUUGUACCGUUAUUUUUUUCGAAUAGUUUUUUUUUGUAUUUAUUUAUUACCUACAUACUCUCUAUUGUCUACGAUCGUUUACUUUUAAAUUUAGAAAGCUAAUUUCUAUUAUGGAGAAAGAUUGUUUUAAAUGUUACACUGGCUGUGAAUGCUAAAUUGCGUUUUAAUGUCUCAUAAAUAUUAAUUUUGUGUGGCGGAGGGCAUCGUUGUCUAUGGAUGACAGAUAAUUAUGUGACAACAAUAUUCUUAAGAUGUAUCCGAGACAAAAUGUUUUAAUUAAGUAUAUUAAUACAAAUCACCACAUGGAAAGGCAUAGUAAUACUUGUUUUUUUUUAAUUUUAUUUGUGUAAAGACACCAUUAAUUUAAAAUCAAAAUUACUGUUAUAAUUUAACUUUAUUUUUCUUACAUAUCAUAUUAAAUAGCAAUCUAUUUGCCGGUUUAUCUGAUAAAGUCUUAACCGUCACCUAUAAACAUGAACAAGACCAUGGACAUUAUAGUAUACACUGUGACGCCUAUAGUAUCCCUUACGUGUUGCUAUCACUGAAAAAUAAAACUGAUACCCAAUUAUGUACACGCAAACAAAACCAAAAAUAUAAGUGGGACAGAGGUAUUUAUGCAGACGAGUUUUGUCCAAUACCGUGAUAUAUAAGACAUAUAAUUGCCAUAAAUUGAUUCGCCACGUUAAAUAAAUAUCCUCAGAGGCCUUUUAUUAGAUUACAAAGCAUUUACAGCUGGUAGUCAGUGAAAAUUGUGCAAUAUUAAGGUGGAUUUAGACUGAACGAGUGGAGGAUACGUUAUUCUUUCCCUUCCCAAAUUUAUGAUAUACGUGCCAAGAGUCUUGAUGAGCUUUGGCAUGUUAUAACUAAUACCUACUGCCUCGCUUUCCCAUGAUCGCGAAUUUACAAACAUUUCUAUUCAUGAUCACGUCUUUUUAAAUUAUUUAUAAAAAAAAAGUGUAUCAACUGUCUAAUAGCCAUAGUACAAGAUCUGUUUAGUUAACAGAUGACGCUGUGAAAUAUGUCCAGUGAUUUUAAUAUUUUUUAGGUACACAAACUUUAUUCGCGAGCCACGCACGUAGUCUAAAUGCACCUUUAAAUCAUCUAUUUAUGCAAUAGUCGUUGCCACGCUUGUUGCGUUCUGGGCUCGGUAAUAAGUAAAUUAAUAUGAAAAAAAUUAUAAGCUAUCCAAAUUAUUGAAGUGAAACUUCUUUAUGGAGAUUUAGUACAAUUGUCAUAAGAGAUGUUUAUAAAAAAAUAUAUUAGUUUGCAUAAACAAAAUGUGUGUCGAGUUACACGUUGCAAUACUGCGAAGUUACUCGAGUUGCAACAGAAAUUAAUGUAUGUUUUAUUUAUAUAUAUACAUAGAAGAAGUUUCGCUUCUGUCGGUCACUUCAAGUGCCACUUUUUUACAAUUAUACAUGUAUUUAUUCAUAUUAAUCACGCCUAAAUGUCGCGAAAAAAAAACAAAAUUUAUUUAAUUAUCUAUCCAGUAGUAUAAUUUUAGGUUACUUAUUAUGAAAAAUAUGCUUAUUGCAAUGUUUAGCUUUAUAAAACUUAAUUUAUUUGGUGAGUUUAAGUUGUUUUGGUGCUCCCAUUAUAGAGGUUUGUUUAAUGAUAUUUAAGUUUUAAGUGUCACAUUAAAAUUUUAUGUUUUAUUUUAAUAUAAAAUAUAUUAUUAAAUAUUAGUUGUUCCUAUUAGAAAGUCUGCAUAGACAAAUGAGUUUGAAAUUUAUUAACAGGAUGCUUUUUUCUUAAAAAAAAAAACUUUAUUUAUCUUUCUCUGUCUUCAUUUAUGUACUUAUAUUAAUCGUUAUAUUUAACUAUAAAUAUCACUUCCAUUACGCAUUUUUGUUAACAUGUAAUAAUACGCUCUAGUACGAUAUUUCUAAAAAUGUAUUUGUAUUAUCAGUGCCUUUACUGUAUUUAAUAUAUAUUAUAGCUUUUUUAUGUACAACUUUUUUCACUUGCGGUUAGUUCGCAAUUUAAGCUGUAAUAACAAUAAAUCGAAUAAUAACAUUUUGUACGUGGGGUGAUGAGAUAUAUGUAAAUACAGACAUUUAUAUGCGUUCGAUUUUGGAUUGAAUUUUUGGACCCUGUUCAGGAUUUGUAGACAUGGGUUUUUUUUUUAAUAAUGGUACCUACUCUAUUUGGUAACAUUAAUACGGGAGAUGUGUUUUUACAUUUUGCUACUGUGUGUACAUAAAAUAUGUAAAUGUAUUGAUGAUAUAAUAAAUUAUACAUAGUGUAAUAAAAUAAAUAGUUAAGAUGGUA